This is a messenger RNA of Gregarina niphandrodes, 2862 nucleotides long. RefSeq lists its product as hypothetical. Lineage: Eukaryota; Apicomplexa; Conoidasida; Eugregarinorida; Gregarinidae. The record is from RefSeq and is a predicted model, not a curated record. Bases 1 to 2862 code for a protein of 953 amino acids. The transcript has a single exon.
AUGGCCACUAGUAUGGAGAAAGGCUUGGUUCGAAAAGACCCUCGAUGUCAGGACCGUCGAUGUCAGGACCCUCGAUGUCAGGACCCUCGAUGUCAGGACCCUCGUUGUCAGGACCCUCGUUGUCAGGACCCUCGUUGUCAGGACCCUCAGGGUCAGGACCCUCAGGGUCAGGACCCUCAGGGUCAGGACCCUCAGGGUCAGGACCCUCAGGGUCAGGACCCUCGAUGUAAGGACAGCUCGGUUCCGUCCAUUUGUGAGCCAUGCAAGAGAGGUUAUAGCGGUUUCGAAUAUUUGUCGACGGUCGAUAGCAGAACAGCAGACAGCAGAAUAGGAGAUGGUCGACUUACGGAUAUCCGACUUACGGACAGUCAGGCCGGUAGCAGGGACGACCUGACUAACUACCGCACAAAUAAAGGACAUACUCGGACGGAGACACGUACGGUGGACGCUAAAGGCUGUAUGGAAACCAAGGGCUACAGUAAAGAGUAUACCACCGGCCGCUUGGUAGGGGGCGAUAUGUCUUCUGGUUACGUUCCAAGUGGUCCCGUGGCGAGUACUAGCGUGGGCUACGACCGGAUACAAACUGUUUACGAAGCGAUUAGUCCGGAGAUGGCUUCCACAGGUGAGAGUGAAACUCUGCUGCCCUCGCCAGACGACUUCUUGCCUACUCGGUCUCGUGACGUGGUCCUCGCUCGAGAGACGUCCCGGACAAUGCUAGCGUCAAGAGGAGGUGUCGACGGUCGGUCUCGCAUGAGCGGGAGCACUAGUGCUCGCAGCGCGAGCGUUAUGAGCAGCGGACAUAGCACUAUAAGUAGUGGUCAAAGCGAGUCGAGUCGAGUCUUUAACGACUACGAACUAGAUAACGAUCGGCCGAUCCUUGUGAUAACGAGUUACUCUAGCAUUAGAUCUUGGUUGAAGUGCUGCAUCUGCGCAGAACCGUGUGCACACACGUGUGCUGAUAUUCGCGUAUGCACGGGCGACGAAAAGGACCGCUGGCGCGGCGUCUCGGACGCGCGAAUAUGGUUGGUUACGUACGGGCUUCUAAAUGCCCACGUGGACGUGUACACCCACUUACCGUGGGCCGCAGUGGUGCUUGAGAACAGCGACAGUAUUCCGGAUCCCUGCAGCCGAACCAUGCGGAACGUUCUAAAGCUGAGGUGCUGUCAGUGGUUUACCGUGAACAAGAAGCGUCUCGACCCCCUGGAUUCUCGGCUGUUAGAGUCUAGGUUUGUGGAGUCGCGACUUUUGGAACUAGGAUUGCUCGAGACGGGGCUGGUAGAGUCCGAGGCGCGAGACGAGAGGACCCUACUCGACGCUCGCGGAUCGGGUGAGCACUUGGGGAUGUCAUGGCGAGUGAUUCACCGUGAGGCUUUGUUGUUGCACCGAGCAACGAAUGCAACAAGUACCGAGACGAGUGCGCCGCACAUUUUGCCUGAAGGUUGUUCCUUCUACCGCCUCAUGGAGCCGGGUGUGGGUUGUGAUGGGGCUGAGGAGAUCCAUUUAGGUUGCGAGAAGAUACUGGACUUGUUUUUUCAUUGGCGCGAGACGGCUAGGAUGCCGAAAGAGGAUUUGCUUUCAGGAAUUAAGAUAACGAUCCCCUUGUUAGUUAAUGGGUUAUGGGUGGUACGUGCGACACCGUGUCUGCAGGACCAGUACAUGUUGCGCAUCUUGGCCAAGAACGUGAAGGAAGAGAAGCUGGAAGAAUCUAUUGCCGAUUAUUUCAAGGCAACUUAUCCCCCGCUUUACUUUGCGUCGCUCAAGUGUGUGAUCUGUCAUAGCAAUAAUGCAGAUGCUUUCAUGCUGUGCUGUGACUCCCUCUACCAUCGGGACUGUCUCUUGGCGGAGCUAAAUUAUGAGAUGGAAUGCCCCCAUUGUGGCAGCCCCAUUACUCCCGACCAGCCUCAAAGAGUCUACGGUUCUGACUUAGUUCGGGGCUACAGCGCUACAGAACGCGUCUGUGAAGACCCAGAAGACCUGCACCGCAGGUCCUCGGCCACCGGUGGUCCUUGUCGCUCCGCUGUUGACCUCUGCGAGAAAAACUUUCCCCACAGGUCAGGCAGGACUAAAAGCCAUCAGAACUUCAACCGAGAAUGUACGGGCCGUCGGUCACAGCCGGACCGGAUGCAGACUAUUCAGAACGAUGAAGAUCGAGGCUACAGAGCAAAGCGGAAAGAACGUUUUCUGGAUGAUGACCGGCUAGGAAGCGAGUACACGACCAGGUGCUAUUUCGGCUUGGCCGAGGACCGUUACGAUAAAGAUCGCUACGACAAAGACAGACGUAGUAACCAAUUGGGUAACCAAUUGGGUAACCAAUUGGGUAACCAAUUUGGUAACCAGUUGGUGGGGCGGCGACUGGUAAGUGGUCGUGCAGACAAGAUCCGGAGUAAGCUUAGCGAACCGAAUGUGUAUGUUCUAAUUGACCCACAACAUGGUGUGUGGUCGCAUGAUUGGAACUGUCAGUUGACAAGACAGACCAUAACGACUGCAGUGCAAAGAGUUCUGUCUCGCGAUACCGUCAUUUAUUCAGCAAGAAUUCAUGAAGGUGAAUCGUUGUCCGAUGACCUCAUAUCGCGAGCCAGACCUCUCGAACCGCUCGAAACCAACGGAGCGACUGGGGGAUAUAACAUCGGUGGGUCGACCGGGACAUACGGAGGCGGUGCGUACAACAUGAGUGGAACGUACAGACAUGAUGGCGAUAACACACGCAUCUAUUUGUGGUUUAUUACUCAAGACACACCAAUCCAGCUUACGACCGAUUCCAACACCAAACAUGUCAUCGUCAUUCUCGCAGCGGAUAGCGAUACCUUUGACUACCAACCUGCAUUGCCGGCCAUCGAACUCAUGUACCAUUGCCACUUCUAA